This is a messenger RNA of Acytostelium subglobosum LB1, 546 nucleotides long. RefSeq lists its product as hypothetical. The record is from RefSeq and is a predicted model, not a curated record. Gene Ontology annotation, biological process: proton transmembrane transport. Bases 1 to 546 code for a protein of 181 amino acids. The transcript is spliced from 2 exons. Gene Ontology annotation, cellular component: proton-transporting V-type ATPase, V0 domain. Gene Ontology annotation, molecular function: proton-transporting ATPase activity, rotational mechanism. NCBI's taxonomy places the organism in Eukaryota, Evosea, Eumycetozoa, Acytosteliales, Acytosteliaceae.
AUGAUUCAAUUGUUGGCUUUGUUGGCUCGUAUCAUUACCCCAGCCUGCCCAGUUUACGCACCAUUCUUUGGUGCUAUGGGUGUUACUGCUGCCCUCGUCUUUACUGUCAUGGGAGCUGCUUACGGAACUGCCAAGUCAGCCGUCGGUAUCUCUAACAUGGGUGUCAUGAAGCCAGAUCUCGUUAUUAGAGCUUUCAUUCCAGUCAUUUUCGCUGGUGUCAUUGCUAUCUAUGGUCUGAUUAUCUGUGUCAUUAUCGUCGGAGGUCUCAAGCCAGACAAGAACUACACCCUCUUCAAGUCCUUCACUGAUCUCGGUGCUGGUCUCACUGUCGGUCUCUGUGGUCUCGCCGCCGGUAUGGCUAUUGGCAUUGUUGGUGACUCUGGAGUCAGGGCCUUCGGUCAGCAGGUCAAGUUGUACGUUAUUAUGAUGCUUAUUCUCAUUUUCUCUGAGGCCUUGGGUCUCUACGGUCUGAUCGUCGGUAUUCUCCUCACUGGUGUCUCUGAUUCCAACUGUCCAGGUACCCCAUUGACCCCACAAAACAACUAA